GAGACGAAGCGGCGAAAACCCCGCAGUCUGAAGAACCAAGCUAACUCUCCCUGCGCCCACACCCGGCGCUCCGCAGCAUGCCGGGCUCCCGCCUGCUGGCCGCGCUCUGCUGCGCGCUGCUCUGCGCCUCCGGCCUCCGGGCCGCCCCCGGUGACCUCUGUGACUCCAGCCCCUGCCUGAAUGGUGGAACCUGCAUGGUGGGCCGAGACAAUGCCUCCUUCCACUGCUUCUGCCUCGAAGGCUUCACGGGCCUCAUUUGCAACGAGACUGAGAAGAAUCCUGCCCUGGGCUUUGGCUUCCUCUUCACACCCCAAACUUCUAGCCCCUCCCAAAAUCCCUGUUCUCCAAACCCCUGCCAUAAUGGUGGUGAAUGCCGAGUGACUGGCAACGAACGGCGAGGGGAUGUCUUCACCCCGUAUGCCUGCAUAUGUACUCAGGGCUACGUAGGCACCCAUUGUGAUGACAGAUGUGCCACGCCGGUGGGCAUGGAGGGGGGUGCCAUUGCUGACUCACAGAUCUCUGCCUCAUCUGUGCACUUGGGCUUCAUGGGUUUGCAGCGCUGGGGCCCAGAACUGGCCCGCCUGCACCGUACAGGCAUCGUCAAUGCCUGGACGGCCAGCAACUAUGAUAAAAACCCCUGGAUCCAGGUAAACCUGCUGCGGAAGAUGUGGGUGACGGGUGUGGUGACACAGGGAGCCAGCCGCGCGGGUACUCAUGAGUACCUGAAGACCUUCAAGGUGGCCUACAGCCUUGAUGGACACAGAUUCACAGUCAUCCAGGAUACAGAGACGUUAGGAGACAAGGUGUUUAUGGGUAAUGUGGACAACAAUGGCCUGAAAUACAACCUAUUUAAGACCCCUGUGGAGGCGCAGUAUGUGAGGCUGUUACCUGUGCUUUGCCAACGGGCCUGCACCCUGCGGUUCGAGCUCCUUGGCUGUGAGUUGAAUGGAUGCUCCGAACCCCUGGGCCUGAAGGACAACAUCAUCCUUGACAAGCAGGUCAAGGCCUCCAGCACCUACAAGACCUGGGGCGUGCAGGCCUUCAGCUGGUACCCCUUCUACGCAAGGUUGGACUAUCAGGGCAAGUUCAAUGCCUGGACUGCUGCGAGCAACAAUGCCUCUGAGUGGUUGCAGGUCGACCUGGGCUCCCAGAGGGAAGUGACAGGCAUCAUCACCCAGGGGGCCCGUGACUUUGGCAGCAUCCAGUAUGUGGCAUCCUACAAGGUGGCCUACAGUAAUGAUGGCAUGACAUGGACUGAGUACAAGGAUCCCAGGACUGACAAGAGCAAGAUCUUCCCUGGCAACUCAGACAACAACUCUCACAAGAAGAAUGUGUUUGAGACACCCAUCCUGGCUCGCUUUGUGCGUAUCCUGCCCGUGGCCUGGCAUAAUCGCAUCACCCUGCGCUUGGAGCUGCUGGGCUGUUAGUGGCAGGCCUGGCCCAAGUGGCCAGAAGGGCUACUGAGGCCACCUGCCCUCCCUGGGUUUCCUGCCUUCUGUGAGCCUGCUGCCCCUUUGGCCCUCCCUGAUUGUAGUGGUGCUGGGGCUGAGGAGAGGGAGGGGUUGCAGAGGCACCGCCACAGGACAGUCAUCUCUCCCUCCCUCAUCGUCAGCUUCCACCUCCCAUGUGCCCCUGGCACCAGCCCUCAUGUGGCCCAUUUUCUUUGGCACUGUAGGAAUUGAGUAGGUCUGGGAUGGACAGGAAAGGGUGGAACAGGGCGUGUGGGGUCCCUGCACCCUCCAGACCCCUGAUUCCAGGCUCUGGGUUGAGUCUGGAGGUGCCUCUGUGUCCUUCCCAGCCCCUCUCCCACACACAUUCCCACUCCUGUGAGGAAGGCCCUCAAACGCCAGGCUGGAGAUAAGAGCAUGCUGCUGCCACUCCUGCCACUGCCCCCUGGUCCCUGAGACACUUCCUUUAUCUCCCUGGAGACUUCUCUUGACCCUUGUCCUGGAGCCUAGCAUGACAGGAGGGGGCUGGGCGAGUCUGUGGAGAGAUGGAGGAGGCAGGUCAGGGAGGAGGUGGGCAUGCUGGCUGGCGUGGGGCCCUCUCUGCUGGCUCUUCACCCUGAAGUGCACAGGCAGCUUCUAAAAUAUAUUUAUAUUCUUCA
Otolemur garnettii (small-eared galago) is the source of this 2107-nucleotide messenger RNA. RefSeq names its product milk fat globule-EGF factor 8 protein (gene MFGE8). The coding region runs from base 78 to 1427 and encodes 449 amino acids. The record is from RefSeq and is a predicted model, not a curated record. The transcript is spliced from 9 exons. NCBI's taxonomy places the organism in Eukaryota, Metazoa, Chordata, Mammalia, Primates, Galagidae.